Molecule: messenger RNA, 1846 nt
Organism: Scophthalmus maximus (turbot)
Lineage: Eukaryota; Metazoa; Chordata; Actinopteri; Pleuronectiformes; Scophthalmidae
Exons: 6
Coding region: 122-748 (208 amino acids)
Source: RefSeq, a predicted model, not a curated record
AAGAGAACCAGCUACGUAGGACGGGAAACGCGAAGUUACCUCCAUAAGCACAAAUCCUGCUCCCCGAGGACAGGCCUCUGGACUCGGCGGGGUCAACAACAAUCACAGGGGAGACGGAAAAAUGCAGAGGAGGGAUAAGGAUUCAAUCUGCCCCACCGCAGCCCGGGCAACAGAGACACAGCGGGCCUCAUGCAAGAACGCAGCUCCUUCCCAGCACCUGAGGAGGCAGCAGUCAUCCUGCCAUCUCCUGGCAGUACAAAGACACGGACCCAGUCAUUUUCCCCAUCUACCUUUUAAGUAUGUGAGCAAGCUAGAGUCUGGAUUUCAUCUCCCUGGGCGAUUUCCAUACAGUUUCAGGUCAGCCCUGGCUUCAGCUCCACAACCUCCACAUCGACUGGACCACCCUCCUCCCCCCCCCAUCAUCCCCAUGAUUGUGCCAUCGACCUGCUCCCUGGAGCUCCCUUACCCACCAGCCGGCUGUAUAACAUCUCCCGCCAUGAGACGGAAGCAAUGGAGAGUUACAUUCAUGACUCGUUGGCCGCUGGCCACAUGCGCCCCUCAUCUUCACCAGCCAUGGUUAAUGAUGUCCUGCGGGACAUGCUUAAUCGUUUCAUUUUCGUGUACCUGGAUGACAUCUCAAUGUUCCCUCGAGACAUGGAGGAACAUCACAAACACGUCAGAUGGAUCUAGAGAAAGAUCAGGUGACUCAAGAACCCAUCAUAUCUCCCUCCUGAGUAGUGGCAGCUGAGGCUUGGGACAUUGAGACAGCAGUGAAGUAGGCUCAGCGCGGACAUCCGGACCCAGGUAACGGUCCUCUUCACCGCUUGUAUGUGCCUGAUCCAGCCAGGUCCCAAGUACUGCAGUGGGGUCACUCAUCCAAGCUCGCCUGCUACCCAGGUGUCCAACCAAACCCCACCCUUCAUCCGCCAGAGGUUCUGGUGUCCGUCAAUGAACCGAGACACCAAGGCCUUUGUAGCCGCCUAUUCGAUUUGUGCCUGCGGGAAGGCUACACACCAUGCACCUGCAGGUCUACUACGCCCCCUCCUGUUCCCAUGGUCCCGCAUAGCUGUUGACUUUGUUACCGAAUGUGACAAAGUGGGUGAGAACACUCCAUUUGUCCCUCUUCUCAGGUCCCUCUUCUCAGUUUCCAUAUAGCACCCAAUUUAACAAUGCUUGUUCUUAAUUAUUUGUCUCACUAUAAUAUCUCCUGAGUCAUAGUUUGCAGCCACACACUAUCCCGGGUUUGUUUGCGUUUUUCAUGAUCAUAACUAACAAUUCCCAUAUCAUCUUCAUUAAAUAAAAACAGACAAGUAGAGUUACGUUGAGUUGGUGUUUAUUUGUUCACUUUUCAUUUAAGAAUCUGUUCUUUUGUUUGAUACUCACCUUACCCACCACGUGUUCCAGGGACAAAAGGAGGAGGGGGCGGAACACUUCCUGUAUUCAUACCCUUGGUGACAUCAGCAGUGAUGUCACUGGGAGAAACCAUUUGUGAGGUGAGGUGUAAUGGGUUUGAAAUAUUAGAUUCACUUCAUUAUUGACGUACUGCGGAGAUCGAAUAGUUUAUUGUAUGUUUUGUAAGGAGUACUGCAAGACGCCUUUACAACUUCAGGUGACGUCCCUGCUUCCAGAGGAGGCGUGGUCAGCAGGAUGGAACAUGCUGGGUGGGCACCUGUUAAUGGAAGGGGCUACUGAAGCAGAGAGAGGGACAUCAGUGUGUAGCCAUGUACACGUUAGGUGCAUUUAAGUUGUUUUAUCGGGAGUUAAGUUUGUUCAGUUAAGCUGAGUUAACUGUCAUUUAGUUACUUUAGUUUGUACAUAUUUUUGGGUUACACGUGUUACAUGGGAC